GGAUUUCUCGUGAAAGCUCACAAGCCAAUAAAGCUAUAACCAGCUAACCAUCACCCUCAACAUUCAUCACACUUUCCAUCUGAAUCUUGACCUGUUCUUCCCUCCUCAACCACUAAAAAGCUCAUUUGAUUGUAUUUCUGAAUCCAAUUCUGCUACUUUCAUUUGGUGUUCUGUUUUUUUUUUUUUUUCCUUUGAUCUUUCUAUAUAUAAUUUUUUUUGUUAAAAAAAUGGCUAUUUGGCUUCUGGGUCAUUGAGAAUUUUGCUUCUUUGAGAUUUUUGUGAUCUGGGUUCUUUAAGUAAUAUUAAAUACAUUGACCUGAUCCGGUCAUUUAGCCUCUUUUCAGUAACUUACUUUUGGGGUCCCUUUGAUUUCAGGCUUGCAUAUUAUAUUCUGCACUGUACCUUUGAGUAUCUGACACAACUGUCAUUCUCUUUCUUUUUUUUUUUUUUUUAAUUUCUCUCGUAUCUUUGUGUGAUCUACACUUGGCUUUGUUACUUAGAUUAGAGGAUAUUACCCCGGGGUUCAGUACUCUUUUAAUCUGAUUCAUCAUCUGUUUCGUUUGGGGUCAUUCCUACCAGCCAGGAACUUCAAUGGAUUCUUGUGUGGCCUUAAAAGCCAAUUCUCAUUUGGUGAAUGCAAGAAAAGGUGGAUUUGGCAAUGGAGAUAAUGCAUUUUGGGGGGAGAGAAUAAGAGGGAGUCUUAAUAACAGUGUUUGGAUCAAUCAGCUAGCAAACAGCUUGAGAACAGAUAAUAAGAAAGAAAAGAAGAUCAAAACUGGUCCUCUUGCUGUUCUCACAUCAAAUACUCCCAGAGAAGCCGUGACCAUACAACCACUUCGAGUUGAGAGACGACUAGUUGACCCCAAAAAUGUGGCUUCAGUCAUACUGGGAGGAGGUGCAGGGACUCAUCUCUUUCCACUUACCAGAAGGGCGGCUAUUCCUGCUAUUCCAGUUGGAGGAUGCUAUAAGCUGAUAGACAUUCCAAUGAGCAACUGUAUCAACAGUGGGAUAAACAAGAUCUUUGUUUUGACCCAGUUCAACUCAGCUUCCCUCAAUCGGCACCUUGCACGCACGUAUUAUGGCAAUGGUAUCAAUUUUGGAGAUGGGUUUGUGGAGGUUCUAGCAGCCACUCAAACAUCAGGAGAGGCAGGGAAGAAGUGGUUCCAAGGAACCGCAGAUGCUGUGAGGCAAUUCAUAUGGGUAUUUGAGGAUGAAAAGAAUAGGAACAUUGAAAAUAUAGUGAUCUUGUGUGGAGAUCAUCUCUAUCGAAUGGAUUAUAUGGAAUUUCUACAGAGUCAUGUUGACAGUAAUGCUGAUAUUACAAUUUCAUGUGUUACGGUGGACAACAGCCGUGCAUCUGAUUAUGGACUGGUGAAGAUAGAUGGGAGGGGCCGUAUUGUCCAGUUUGCUGAAAAACCAAAGGGUGCUGAUUUGAAAGCAAUGCAAACUGAUACAACUCUACUAGGGUUGUCUCCCCAAGAAGCCAUGAGAUCCCCUUACAUUGCAUCAAUGGGAGUAUAUGUAUUUAAGACAGACGUUUUGUUAAAGCUUCUGAGAUGGAGAUUUCCUACUUCCAAUGACUUUGGCUCUGAAAUCAUUCCUGCUGCAGUGAUGGAGCAUGAUGUCCUGGCAUAUAUUUUUAGAGACUACUGGGAAGAUAUUGGAACAAUAAAGUCAUUUUAUGAAGCCAAUUUAGCACUCACUGAAGAGUUUCCCAAGUUCGAGUUUUAUGACCCAAAGACACCUUUCUAUACAUCUCCUCGAUACUUACCACCAACCAAAAUUGACAAAUGCAGGAUUAAAGAUGCAUUAAUCUCCCAUGGAUGCUUCUUGCGAGAAUGUAGUGUCCAACACUCUGUAGUAGGUGAACGCUCGCGAUUGGACUUUGGUGUUGAGCUUCAGGACACAGUAAUGUUGGGAGCAGACUGUUACCAAACUGAAUCUGAAAUUGCAUCUCUACUUGCAGAGGGUAAGGUCCCGAUCGGAAUUGGACGCAAUACCAAAAUCAGGAGCUGCAUUAUUGACAAGAAUGCUAAGAUAGGGAAAGAUGUGGUCAUUGUGAACAAAGCUGGUGUUCAAGAAGCGGCUAGGCCAGAGGAAGGAUUUUAUAUCCGGUCAGGAAUCACCAUCAUACUAGAGAAGGCAACGAUAGAAGAUGGUACAGUUAUAUAAAUGGAUCUUAAAUACUUCCAUGGAUAGCUCAGAGAUUGUAGUUGAAGGUGCACCAUAGAAAGCAAUCAUGAACGUCUAGUGGAAGAGGGUCUGAAGAUGGGAUUUGCAGCAUUUUGGCACAGAAAGAAAAACAAGCUGCAUUUCUAUCGGUUACUUUUUUAUGUAAAUUAUAAGUUCUUUCUGCAAUGUAAAAUAGCUGUUAGAUAUCAUAGAAGUAAGUUCCCAGAAUAAAUCAGACGGCUUAGUAGGCCGUUGUUUCUUUCUUUGUAAAAUCUUUUGAGAGACUGAAUGGCCGAUGCUUGUCAAUAUCAUUAUACAAUAAUAAGUAGGUCAUUCUCUUGA
Messenger RNA from Durio zibethinus, 2514 nucleotides. RefSeq names its product glucose-1-phosphate adenylyltransferase large subunit 1-like. Gene Ontology annotation, biological process: glycogen biosynthetic process. The record is from RefSeq and is a predicted model, not a curated record. Gene Ontology annotation, molecular function: glucose-1-phosphate adenylyltransferase activity. NCBI's taxonomy places the organism in Eukaryota, Viridiplantae, Streptophyta, Magnoliopsida, Malvales, Malvaceae.